This is a messenger RNA of Cladophialophora yegresii CBS 114405, 1164 nucleotides long. RefSeq lists its product as uncharacterized. The record is from RefSeq and is a predicted model, not a curated record. Gene Ontology annotation, cellular component: cytoplasm. The transcript has 3 exons. Gene Ontology annotation, molecular function: 2-oxoglutarate-dependent dioxygenase activity. Lineage: Eukaryota; Fungi; Ascomycota; Eurotiomycetes; Chaetothyriales; Herpotrichiellaceae. Bases 1 to 1164 code for a protein of 387 amino acids.
AUGGCACCUGCUCCAAUCGAGCCCACCAUAACCGACUUUGUGGUCCCCAAGAAAGACACCCUGGGACUGCCCGACCCGGCAUACAACCGUCUCAAGAAAGCCGGCAUCGACCUCAGCGAAGGCUACCCUUACCGUCCCAACCGCCCGCUCUACCUGCAAGACGUAUACAACAUUCGAAACCAAGACCGUCCGCACAACGAUGCCGGCGCCCGUGCCGACAAGUCUAAAUCCGCCCUGUUGAGUGCCGCGACGAAAGUCACAGACCUGACCGCCUACAUUGGCACCGAGAUCGAAGGACUGCAGCUGAAGGACCUGACGGACCAGCAGAAGGACGAGCUCGCCCUGUUGAUCGCGGAGAGGAGCGUCGUGUUCUUCCGCGACCAGGACCUUUCGCCCCAACAGCAAAAGGAACUAGGUGAAUACUACGGCGAGGUGGAAGUUCAUCCCCAAGUGCCUCAAGUCCCCGGCAUUCCCGGCGUGACGGUCAUCUGGCCUGCUCUCCAGGCGCAAGAAUCCGCCGCCAGCUUCCGCAAACCGGGCGGCGCCUCACGGUGGCACACGGACCUCGUGCACGAGCGCCAACCGGCCGGCAUCACGCACCUGCACAACGACACCGUGCCCCCCGUGGGCGGCGACACGCUGUGGGCCUCGGGCUACGCGGCCUACGAGAAGCUGUCCCCGGCCUUCCGCACCAUCAUCGACGGCAGGUCCGCCGUCUACCGCUCCGCUCACCCUUACCUGGACAGGGACAACCCGACGGCCGGGCCCAAAUAUAUCGAGCGCACGCACCCGUUGGUCAGAGUCCACCCGGCGACGGGCUGGAAGGCCCUGUGGGUGAAUCGCGCCAUGACGGACCGGAUCGUCGGGCUCGAUCGGGCGGAGAGCGAUUUGAUCCUCGGGUAUCUGUGCGAUGUGUAUGAGGGGAACGUGGACAUCCAGGUGCGCUUCCGCUGGACGCCCGGCACGAGCGCCUUGUGGGAUAAUCGGAUCACGAUCCACAACGCGAGCUGGGACUAUGCGGGCGCGUACCCCCGGCAUGGCACGCGUGUGACGUCCCUCGCUGAGAAGCCUUACUUUGACGCGAACGCCCCGACUAGAAGACAGGCGUUGGGCCUACUGGGUCCGGACGAGCAGCAGGUUGAUGGCAUUUUGGUGGAUGGAUAG